Molecule: messenger RNA, 912 nt
Organism: Colletotrichum higginsianum IMI 349063
Lineage: Eukaryota; Fungi; Ascomycota; Sordariomycetes; Glomerellales; Glomerellaceae
Product: Carbon-nitrogen hydrolase
Exons: 4
Coding region: 1-912 (303 amino acids)
Source: RefSeq, a predicted model, not a curated record
AUGGCGAUCGCGGCUGUCGGCCAGAUCACAUCAACGGCGUCCCUGUCGCACAACCUAGAGCAGUGCGUUAGACUGAUCGCCAAGGCCGCUGCCGGUGGCGCAAAAGUGCUUUUCCUUCCCGAGGCCUCAGACUACAUCGCAUCAAGCCCGCAAGAGUCUCUGUCUCUCGCUCAGCCGCAAUCCAAGUCUCCCUUUGUGCUCGGCCUCCAGGAGGCGGCAAAGGCCCACUCCGUCGCCAUCAGCGUCGGCAUCCACGUGCCCACCGACGUUCCGGCCGAAAUCGCCGACGCUGCGGCGGCGAAAGACGCAAAGCUCCUAAACCGCCUCCUGUGGAUCAACGCCGACGGCACCAUCAAUCACGCGGCAACCUACGACAAGCUCCACCUCUUCAACCUGGGCGCCGCCCGCGAGAGCGCGACGAUCCAGGCCGGCACCUCGCUGACGGCCCCGUUCCACACCCCCGUCGGCCGCGUCGGGGGCCUCAUCUGCUUCGAUCUCCGUUUCCCCGAACCGGCCCUCGCGCUGACGCACCCGGGCCCCAACAGCCCAUUCGUCGACCCUGCCGUCGGCCCCGCCCAGAUCCUGCUCUACCCCUCCGCCUUCACCAUCCCGACCGGCCAGGCGCACUGGGAGACGCUCCUGCGGGCCCGUGCCAUCGAGACGCAGAGCUGGGUCUUCGCCGCGGCGCAGGUCGGCGCUCACCAUCCCAAGCGGAGCAGCUACGGGCACAGUCUCGUCAUCGACCCUUGGGGCCAGGUGAGGCUCGAGCUCGGCGGUGUGGACGCCGAUGGCAGGGCCGAGGAGGGCGCUGAGGGGGCCAUUGGCUUCGUGGACGUGGAUUUGGAGCAAUGGGCCACCGUGAGGGAGAGGAUGCCGUUGACUAGACGCACUCUCAAUCCCUUCCUCCUGUAA